Mercenaria mercenaria is the source of this 913-nucleotide messenger RNA. Its product is annotated as ectin-like. Gene Ontology annotation, molecular function: metalloendopeptidase activity. Gene Ontology annotation, biological process: extracellular matrix organization. The transcript is spliced from 3 exons. Lineage: Eukaryota; Metazoa; Mollusca; Bivalvia; Venerida; Veneridae. Gene Ontology annotation, cellular component: extracellular matrix. Bases 150 to 551 code for a protein of 133 amino acids. The record is from RefSeq and is a predicted model, not a curated record.
CAGUUCACGGUGGUUGGAGUACUUGGUCAGAAUGGGGUUCGUGCUCCGUUACAUGCGAUAUUGGGUUGCAACGGCGGGACAGGUCAUGCUCAAAUCCAUAUCCUAGCCGGUCAGGUGACAAUUGUUAUGGUGAAUCAAGAGAUGACAGAAUGUGUACGCUUAGUGCCUGUUUUGAUGGUGGUUGGGGCAGUUGGAGUAAUUGGAGUUCUUGUAGCGAAACUUGCGGUGGAGGAACGCGUCUGAAAACCCGAACUUGCACAAACCCGAAACCUUCGUUGGAAGCAAAACAGUGCGAGGGACUUAACUUUCAAGUCAGUUUGUGUAACAAGCAAACAUGUCCUGAAAACAAGAUUUCUUUUACGGCAUAUGGGAUAUCUGGAACUGGAUCUCCGACAUUCAGAUUCCCUCACACGUACCAGUACAUCGACUGGAAAGUUUACAUGUGCGGUGCCUGGAAUUUAUUACUUUUCGUAGAAAUUUCAAAGAAACAUUAUGACAAUUCUCCUGUAGAUUAUGUUUUGUGCUAUAUGUAUUUUAAAUUCAGUUCGUAAAUUAGGCGUCAUUACAGAUCCUCACAGAGAACAUGAUGACUCUGGGGAAGACAAAAGCGGCUAUUCAAUAAGCUUGUCUGGAACAUUUCGUUUGAGUACAGGGGACACUGUUUAUAUUGGGGGAUGCGAAGGCUUAAAUAGCGAUAAUAUUUAUACUGAUAACCGAUCUUCGUUUACAGGAUUUAUGGUGACUCCUGAUAACUAGUAGAAUAUCAGACCCUGGCUCGUGCGUUAUAGGGGUUUGCGCGGAAAACUGAAACUGUAAAAUGUUUCUUUCUCCUAGAUAUCUUUCAUUUAAAUUAUUGAACUGAUAAAUUUUGUGCAGUGCUGCUGAUUUUUUAAAAUUAUUUCUAUAGGCGAAU